Molecule: messenger RNA, 963 nt
Organism: Fusarium mangiferae
Lineage: Eukaryota; Fungi; Ascomycota; Sordariomycetes; Hypocreales; Nectriaceae
Product: related to isoflavone reductase homolog P3
Exons: 4
Coding region: 1-963 (320 amino acids)
Source: RefSeq, a predicted model, not a curated record
AUGAACGUUGCAAUUGUCGGCGCAAAUGGCGAGGCCGGUUUGUCCAUCAUCGAUGCUCUCUCACCUUCUCCAAAUGAGUUUAAAUUAACCGCAAUUGUGCGACCUGCUUCCAUCAACAAACCCGAGAUCCAACAAAUCAAGAACAAGGGCGUUUCCGUGGUCCCUAUCAAUCUCGAAAACAACCACGACGAACUCGUCAAGGCACUCACUGGUCAAGAUGUAGUCAUCAGUUGUCUUGUGCCCUUCACUACCGGCCCUGAAAUUGCUUUGGCAGAUGCUUCCAAAGAAGCUGGAGUCAGACGAUUCCUCCCCAGUGCCUUUGGCCCGCCCUGCCCUCCUGAGGGCGUCAUGCUUCUUAGGGAGUUUAAAGAGACCAUCAUCAACCACGUCAAGAAAAUCUAUCUUCCCUACACAGUCGUUGACGUUGGCAUGUGGUAUCAGGUCUCUCUCCCAUCUCUUCCUUCUGGCAAGAUUGACUAUGCUCUCAAAUUCCCCGCCGCCGUCGUCGCCGAGGAUGGUUCUCACGCCACAAGCUUGACAGACCUGAGAGAUAUUGGAAAAUACGUUGCCGAGAUCAUUACUGAUGAGCGAACCCUGAACAAAUACGUCUUUGCUUACAACGAAGUCUGGACUCAGGAGGAAAUUCACACUCAUUUGGAAAACGCCAGCGGUGAGAAGAUUCCUCGCAACUCGAUGCCAACCAAGGAUAUCGAGGCCACCAUCGCAGACGCCCAGGUCAAGUACGAUGCGAGUGACAAGAGCCUUCCCUUCAUCUUUGGACUCGCUGCUCCCCAGUAUCUCUACUGCGAGUGGUUCCGUCAGGACAAUCUCCCUGAGCCUGCCAAGUAUCUGGGCUAUCUCAGCACCAAGGACCUUUACCCUGACUUUGAGCCAAUCAAGUACGUGGACUAUGUUGAUGAAGUCAUGCAGGGCAAGGGCAAGAGCAUCUAUGCAAACCGUUGA